AUGUUUGGCGGGACGGAGACGGUGGCGUCGGCGAUCGAGUGGGCAAUGGCGGAGAUGACGCAUUGUCCUGACGACCUCCGACGUCUGCAACAGGAGCUCACCUACGCGGUGGGUCUCGAUCGAAAUGUGGACGAAACGGACCUUGACAAGCUCCCCUUCCUCAAGUGCGUCAUCAAGGAGACGCUCCGGUUGCACCCACCCAUCCCAUUGCUCAAUCAUGAGAAUACUGAGGAUUGUGUCGUCGGCGGCUACUCCGUGCCCCGGGGCUCCCGCGUCAUGAUCAACAUCUUUGCCCUCGGUCGUGACGCCAGCGCUUGGAAGGACGCCGAUGUGUUCCGACCUUCAAGGUUCAUGGUUGGGGAAGGGGAGGCCGCCGAGGUCGACUUCAAGGGCGGGUGCUUUGAGUUCCUGCCAUUUGGGUCUGGCCGCCGCUCGUGCCCUGGCAUGGCGCUUGGCCUGUACUCGUUGGAGCUCGUUGUCGCGCAGCUCGCUCAUGGGUUCAACUGGGCACUUCCCGACGGCAUGGUGCCGUCGGAGCUCGACAUGCGUGAUGUCUUCGGCCUCACUGUUCCACGCGCCACCAGGCUCUGCGUCGUGCCCAUGCCUCGACUCACCUGCUCUUUGGUUGCUGAUGAUGAUGCCACGCACCAGGCAUGA
Molecule: messenger RNA, 657 nt
Organism: Triticum dicoccoides
Lineage: Eukaryota; Viridiplantae; Streptophyta; Magnoliopsida; Poales; Poaceae
Product: cytochrome P450 84A1-like
Exons: 1
Coding region: 1-657 (218 amino acids)
Molecular function (GO): monooxygenase activity; heme binding; iron ion binding
Source: RefSeq, a predicted model, not a curated record